AUUUUAUCAAUAUUCGAAAUUCGAUCUGAAAAUAUUACUUGUAAAAAACUGUGUUUUCACCUUUCACACACAAGCAAUGACAGUAAAUCGAUCGAUUAGGGUUCCUAAUCUACCGUUCGAUUUCCCGAAGAUACAAUAAUUGGAGGUUUCUGUUUACAUUCUGUUCUGGAGAGAGAGCGCAAGAGCAACAACAAGAGCAAUAAAUCGUUGUCUGUGGACGCUCACAUCUCCAUUGCCGAUCGCCUUGCUGCCUUCAUCAACUCCUUUUCGGUCACCCUUCUGUUAGAUCUCCUCCGAUCAGAUUAUUUAUGGAAGCUUAACAAUAAAGUGAUACAGUGCAACAUAAGCAAGCAAUGGGGACUGAAAAUCCAAACCGUGUGAAUACUUAUCCAGGGCCAAUUCCUACUCCUUUUGCAGCUCCUCGAAGCAACAUGCCCAUUUCUUCUUCUUCUUCUCAUCCUGUGGUUGGAUCAGAGGCCUCUGCUUUCAGGCCAACAUCAGUCCCUGCAACAUUAACUACUCCAUUUUCUUCUCCUGGGCCCACGGUUGGAUCCGGGACUCCUGGUUUUAGACCCAUGCAACCAGGUAGGCCUACUCCUUCAUAUGGCCCACCAACCACAGGACCUACACAACGUUUCCCAACUCCACAGUUCCCCUCAGCAGCUCAACCAUCCAUGCCACCAACUUCCGGUGUGGGGCAGCCCAUAUUCCCUCCAACAAUGAGACCUCCACCUCCCGGCCAUGUUCCACCAAUGUCAACCUCCCUAAAUCGUCAGCCACCACCAGCACCAAUGGGAUCACCACCCCAAAGCUUGUACAGUGUUUCUUCUAGGCCAAACAUGCAGCAACCUACACCCCCAACAGGACCACCAUCUUCUUUACCUGGCUAUAUACAGAGUAACACAGUAACAUCACCACCACCACCGCCACCACCAGGUUCUCAUCAAGGCGGUUAUACCCCUCAGCCAACUGCUUCUUCUUCUUUUCCUUCUCAUCAAGGAGUUUAUACCCCUCAGCCAACCGCAUCUUCUCCUUUUUCUUCUAAUCAAGGAGGUUAUACCCCUCAGCCAGCUACAUCAUCUCCUUUUCCUUCUAAUCAUGGAGGUUAUACCCCUCAGCCAGCUACAUCUUCUCCUUUUCCUUCUAAUCAAGGAGGUUAUACCCCUCAGCCAACCGCAUCUUCUCCUUUUCCUUCUCAUCAAGGAGGUUAUGCCCCUCAGCCAACCACAGCUGCUCCUUUUUCUUCUCAUCAAGGUGCUUAUGGACAACCUCCACCAGGAGCAUCUCAACCAGGAAUGUAUGUAGGAGGCUCCGCACCUCCAACGGGAGCUAUGGCGGGUGGUUUGGUAGAAGAUUUUAGCUCCCUUUCUCUAGGAUCUACGCCUGGAUCAUUUGAUGUUGGGCUUGAUAGUAAAGUAUUGCCAAGACCACUGGAUGGUGAUGUAGAACCAACUGCUUUUGCUGGGAUGUAUCCCAUGAAUUGUGAUUCUAGAUUCCUACGACUUACCACUAGUGCAAUACCAAAUUCACAGUCUCUGGUUUCAAGGUGGCAGUUGCCUCUUGGUGCAGUUGUCUGUCCCCUGGCAGAAGCUCCUGAGGGUGAGGAAGUUCCCAUAGUUAAUUUUGCUACAACGGGAAUUGUGCGUUGUAGAAGAUGUCGUACAUAUGUGAACCCAUAUGUGACUUUUACGGAUGGUGGAAGAAAGUGGAGAUGCAAUAUAUGUGCUUUGCUUAAUGAUGUGCAAAAUGAUUAUUUUGCUCAUUUGGAUGCCACUGGAAAAAGAGUUGAUCUGGAUCAACAUCCUGAGCUUACAAAGGGUUCUGUGGAAUUUGUUGCUCCUGCUGAGUACAUGGUUCGGCCUCCAAUGCCACCACUGUACUUUUUCUUGAUCGAUGUAUCGAUAUCUGCAGUUAAAAGUGGAAUGCUUGAGGUGAUGGCACAAACUAUAAAAUCUUGUUUGGAUAAGUUGCCAGGCAGCCCCAGAACACAGAUUGGGUUCAUUACUUUUGACAGCACCAUUCAUUUUUAUAAUAUGAAGUCAUCUUUGACACAGCCUCAAAUGAUGGUCGUCUCAGAUUUGGAAGAUAUUUUUGUUCCAUUGCCAGAUGAUCUCCUUGUCAACUUAUCAGACUCUAGACCUGUGGUUGAGGCAUUCCUGGAUAGCUUGCCUUCCAUGUUUCAGGACAAUGUCAAUGUUGAAUCUGCUUUUGGGCCAGCCCUCAAAGCAGCUUUUAUGGUUAUGAGCCAACUUGGAGGGAAAUUGUUAAUUUUCCAGAGCACUCUUCCCUCACUUGGUGUUGGUCGUUUGAGGUUGCGUGGAGAUGAUCUUCGUGUUUAUGGAACAGAUAAAGAACAUGCUUUAAGAAUACCAGAAGAUCCAUUUUAUAAACAGAUGGCAGCCGAUUUCACUAAAUUCCAGGUUGCAGUCAAUAUAUAUGCAUUCAGUGACAAGUAUACUGAUAUAGCUUCACUAGGUACUUUGGCAAAAUACACUGGUGGGCAGGUAUAUUAUUAUCCAAGCUUCCAUUCUGCCAUUCAUACAGAGAAGCUAAGACAUGAGUUGGCUAGAGAUCUUACUAGAGAAACUGCAUGGGAAGCUGUGAUGCGUAUCAGAUGUGGGAAAGGAGUGCGUUUCACUUCUUAUCAUGGAAACUUUAUGCUAAGAUCCACAGAUCUAUUAGCACUUCCAGCCGUUGACUGUGACAAAGCUUAUGCAAUGCAAUUUGCUCUUGAAGAGACAUUGCUCACAACUCAGAUUGUAUAUUUCCAAGUGGCUUUAUUAUACACUGCAUCUUGUGGUGAAAGGCGUAUUAGAGUACACACCGCUGCAGCAUCAGUGGUUGCAGAUUUAGGAGAAAUGUAUCGCCAGGCAGAUACUGGUGCCAUUGUUUCCUUACUUGGUAGAUUAGCAAUUGAGAAGUCUUUGACGUAUAAAUUGGAAGACGCACGUAACGCGAUCCAACUAAGAAUCGUGAAAGCUCUGAAAGAAUACAGAAAACUUCACGCUGUGCAGCAUCGUGUGGGAAACAGGAUGAUUUACCCAGAAUCAUUAAAAUAUUUAUCUAUUUACGGAUUGUCACUAUGUAAAUCAACCGCACUUCGUGGUGGGUAUGCUGAUGCACAGCUUGAUGAAAGAUGUGCAGCAGGUUUUACCAUGAUGGCUUUACCCGUUAAAAAGAUGUUAAAACUCUUAUAUCCUAGCCUGUUACGAGUCGACGAGUAUCUUGUGAAGGCACCUAGAGUUGAUGGUGAAUUUGAGAGAAUUUGUAAACGGCUUCCACUCGUUGCAGAGAGUUUGGAUUCACGAGGGAUUUAUAUAUUUGAUGACGGUUUUCGUUUUGUGGUGUGGUUCGGGCGCAUGCUUUCGCCUGAUUUAGCCAGGAAUCUAGUAGACGAGGAUUCAUCUGCUUCAGACUUCUCCAAGAGCCAGGUUUGUCUGAAUGAACGUGAGAAUGAAUUGUCGAGAAAGCUGAUGGGGAUAUUAAAGAGACUCAGAGAAGGGGACGCGUCUUAUUAUCAAUUAUGUCAUCUUGUUAGACAAGGGGAACAGCCUCGGGAAGGUUUCUUUUUGCUGUUGAAUCUGGUUGAGGAUCAGGUUGGUGGUAUGAAUGGUUAUGCUGAUUGGAUAAUUCAGAUCCAUCGACAAGUCCAGCAAUAAUAUAUUAAAUAUCCACCAGGGGGACUUCAAAUCAAAUACAUGAAUUUUGAAUUAAUUUUUAUCACCGUUUGAGUUGAUGCCAAGGACAUCUUUUUAUCGGGAACUUAUCUAUCUAUCUAAUAUCUAUGGUGGUGAUGAGACGUCAUCCUGUUUGUUUGCUUCUUCACCGUGGAUUUUUGUUUCAGUAGGCUAUAUUUAUAAGCUAUAUAUAUAUAUAUAUAUAUAUAUAUAUAUAUAUAUAUAUAUAUAUAUAUAUAUAUAUAUAUAUAUAUAUAUAUAUAUAUAUAUAUAUAUAUAUAUAUAUAUAUAUACUCAUACACGAUCGUUUUCUUUUUCUUGAACCAAGGUUUCAAAGCCAACCUAGGCAUGGCCCAACAUAAAACCUUUGUUUUGUUGAUUGAUGAAUUUUCGUAGGAGAUAUGAAACGAGGGCGUACUUUUUUUUUUUGGAGGGUAUUGUGUGUCAUUUGAUUUAGAGUAACGUUUGAUAGACUAGUGUUGCUUUUUUGUUGCUAAAAACCUUGUGUGUAGUUCGUUUUUCCUGUCAUAAAAUUGUGGUCUAGAUAUGUAAACGUUUUUUCUGGUAAAUUAACCAUUUAAUAUUGAGACAA
Messenger RNA from Lactuca sativa (garden lettuce), 4269 nucleotides. RefSeq names its product protein transport protein SEC24 A. Gene Ontology annotation, molecular function: zinc ion binding; SNARE binding. Gene Ontology annotation, cellular component: endoplasmic reticulum exit site; COPII vesicle coat. NCBI's taxonomy places the organism in Eukaryota, Viridiplantae, Streptophyta, Magnoliopsida, Asterales, Asteraceae. Gene Ontology annotation, biological process: intracellular protein transport; endoplasmic reticulum to Golgi vesicle-mediated transport; COPII-coated vesicle cargo loading. The record is from RefSeq and is a predicted model, not a curated record.